Messenger RNA from Carassius auratus (goldfish), 1625 nucleotides. RefSeq names its product mitotic spindle assembly checkpoint protein MAD2B. NCBI's taxonomy places the organism in Eukaryota, Metazoa, Chordata, Actinopteri, Cypriniformes, Cyprinidae. The record is from RefSeq and is a predicted model, not a curated record. The coding region runs from base 254 to 886 and encodes 210 amino acids. Gene Ontology annotation, cellular component: zeta DNA polymerase complex. The transcript is spliced from 10 exons.
AAGAAUAAAUAUCCUUCGGGGGGAUAGCCUCCUGUGUUGUUUUAUAACAUUUUUGUUUAUAUACUGCUUACUUGUAAGUUACAGACAUUUCCCCAAUAAUCGGACUGUAUUAUAGUUUUUUGUAUUUUCGUAGAGAACUGUAUUUUUAUCUAAAUACAACCCUACCUGUAGCAACCAAUGCAUGAUGAUCGCUGAUGUUUUAUAAGCGAGACGCUCCUUUUUCAUUAAAAGUUGUUGCAUCUAUGACCUCAUUAUGGCCACUCUGACGAGGCAGGACCUUAAUUUCGGGCAGGUUGUUGCUGACAUUCUGUGUGAGUUUCUGGAAGUGGCCAUUCACCUCAUUCUCUAUGUCAGAGAUGUCUAUCCAUCUGGGAUCUUUCAGAAAAGGAAGAAAUACAACGUACCUGUGCAGAUGUCAUGCCAUCCAGAUUUAAAUCAGUACAUUCAAGACACGCUGCAUUGUGUCAAGCCACUGAUAGAAAAAAAUGAGGCUGAGAAGGUUGUAGUGGUGAUCAUGGAUAAAGAGCACCAUCCAGUGGAGAGAUUUGUGUUUGAGAUCUCACAGCCUCCACUGCUGUCCAUCAACUCAGAGACUCUGCUGUCUCAUGUGGAGCAGCUGCUGAGAGCCAUGAUCCUAAAGAUCAGUGUGUGUGACGCUGUCCUAGACAACAAUCCUCCAGGAUGCACAUUCACAGUGCUUGUACACACCAGGGAAGCUGCCACAAAAAACAUGGAGAAAGUUCAGGUCAUCAAGGAUUUUCCAUGGAUUGUAGCAGAUGAGCAGGAAGUUCACAUGGAAGAGGCAAAACUCAUUCCUCUAAAAACAAUGACUUCUGAUAUCCUCAAGAUGCAGCUCUAUGUUGAAGAAAAAACACAGAAAACUUGAUGCUGUGGAUCACAUGAAAGCAUCUGCGGGGUGUAACACAGUAAACAGGAACUGAUUUUUUGUUUUUGUUUUUUGCGUGAAAACAGGAUUGUUUACAUAUUUGGGUUUGGUAAUAUGAAGAAUAUUGAGCUGGACUGAGCUGAUCUUGUUAAGCAGUAUUAAUGUUUAUCACAAUGUCUGGUUGCUUAAGGUCUGUCAUGGAGCUGAAACUGUUUAAUUGUUUUAAACAGUUAAGUAAUCUUUCACUGCCUCUGCUUACCUCUGUCAUGAAUCCAUAUGUUGUUCUCAAAGUGUCUACAUUGUUGUUGUUGGGAGCACACAUAAAGUUUAAAAGAUUAAAGUUUUGAAACUGCUUUUACGUUAGAUUAAACGUGUGAUCAUUUGUUCAUCCUGUUAUUGUGAAAUUUCAUACUGGUUAUUACCUAACAUAAUAGAAAUAAACAAUUAUGUAAUCCAAACUUCCAAGGGCACACAUAACAGCCAUUAAGGACAACACCAGACAAAGAACCAGGGAAAACACGGGUUUAAAUACACAAGUCAACAAGCCUAACAAGGGGUUGGAGCCACUGAUCUAUAUAGAUCAGUGGUUGGAGCCAAUAAAUUACUAUGGUAAUUCAUCUUAAGUCAGGCCAUUCUCCACUUUGAAAACUUUGUUAUUUUUGACGUGGAACACAUUUGCUAGUGGAGAAAUUCAAACUUUGGAAGGACAGUCUGGCACUUCUGACACACAGUCUGUAAG